Messenger RNA from Linum trigynum, 2113 nucleotides. The record is from the annotation of a GenBank genome assembly. NCBI's taxonomy places the organism in Eukaryota, Viridiplantae, Streptophyta, Magnoliopsida, Malpighiales, Linaceae.
CAAUCAAGAAAGUUAAUACGAAAUUAUCCCAACCCUAGUCUAUCUUUCUCCCUCAAUCUCGUCCCUCUCUAUCUCUCUUCAAAGGCUUCGGCUAUUCUUCCUCAACCCCUAAAUUCUUCUUCUAAUUCCCAUUCUAUUCUAAAUCCCUAAAUCUCAAUCAAUUCCCAAGUUCUCAAUCCAAUCGAUAGAACCCUAGAAAUAGGUUUCUAUCAUCUGGUAUCAGAGCCAUGGUCACAAAUCUGAGUUCGUCAGAACUCUCAACCAGGGAAGAACGCAUGUAUGAAGAUCUCGAACCAAGCACCACUAGGACGGAGUAUCAUCGGUACGUUUGCUUCUCCUUCUUCUUGCCUGAGUUCGAGAGAGACCACAUAGAGGUGCAGAAAUCGACAUCUGGAGAGCUAUUCAUCACGAUGGAGCGUCCAUUGGGUUACGACCAUAGAUGGAUCCGUUUUAGAAGGCACACCGAACUCGAAGGAAUCUACAAUGUCGCCCAAUGCAGCGCUGGCUUCGGAAUAGGUAACCUCCGCGUUCGGGUUCCUAAAACAAUCUCACCUGUAGAAGAAGAAGAUCAUGCCACCAUUAAAAGCACCAUCACCACCGUCGCAGCACCGGAGUCGCGAGAGCCAAAGCUGGUUGUGGCUUCUAUCCUCGGAGAAGAAGUUGUUGCCGCAGCCACCAUACCUCCGCCAUCCGAAGUCAAAGAAGAAAAACGAGAUUGCAUCGCCCCUGCCGUUGUCUCUAAUAAGGAGACGGCGGAGCAAUGCGGUGAGAUUGCAAAGAUUGCGCCGCUAGAGGAGAACGAGCGGGCGCGUUCACUGGUGAACAGGGUUGUUGAAUCGGGUCGAAAAUUGGAGGAGACUUUCAGAGAACUUGAGUCUCUAACCAGUGAUUCAAUAGAGAAGAAUGGCAAGGUUAAUUGGAAAUCCAUGAAGAAGAAGCCAGGGCCCAAAAAUGGCUCUUGUUUUGGGAACCCCAAGGAUCGUGAGAAGACAUCUUGUGUGGAGGACGACAAAAGCCAGACGACGGCGUUGACGAUUGCUGAUGGUGACGCCACAAUGAAUAGAGUGUCGCCUUCGCCGGCCGCCUUUACAACCGAGAUCCAGACAACCCAAACUCUAGUGCCCAUCAACCCAGAGAUUCAUUCGAUGAGGGUGAAACUCAGCAUCGGGAUUGAUCGACGACGCGAGGCAAAGGCGGCAUUGGUUUUCCAUCUUGACCAUCCGAACCGACGAUCAAGGACUGCCUCAGGUGAUGCAAUCACCGUCGGAAGAAAGAACUCGGCGACAUGGGAGCCGCCAGCCAUACGCCUGGAGGAUUUCUCGCUGCCGUCGACGGGAAAGGAAAAGGGAUCUCGAGCGGCGGCUCCUGCCGUGCGAGGGGCUACGAACCCAGAAGCGAGCGAGCCAUCGCCACCACGGAAGGAGUUGCUGGAGAAGAGAGACGGAGGCAGUGAGCCUCUACGCGCGUCGCGGGCGAAAAAGUCGGAGCUAUGGACAGACGAGGAGGAGCCGAAGGCGGGGCAAGAACUCGACCGAACUCAUAGUCGCUCGGUGGUCCGCUCGUCACCGGAAAUGGAGGUGACAACGGCUGGCGAUGAUGGGGAAGGGGAAGACGAAAGAGGAGGUUGGCGGUUGGGUUCCUCUUCUCACGAACCCUAGGUCUACCUCCUUGGUGCAUUGAAGCGCUUCCGAGAAGCCGACAUCACAGACCGGGAGAGUCAGUCGGGAUCGAUUUGUCUGGGCUGCACAAGCCGAGCAGGCCGAAUGUUGGCCAGAAGAGUGGGCUUGUUGUGGGCCGGAAAGGUCAGGAGGGCAGGCCAAGAUUUGGGAUCAGUUGGGGCGAUCAGAUCAGCAAGGUGGGCCGAAACUAGAAUCUCAACGGGUUGAACAUGUAUUAAGUAACAGGUCGAGUCAAGAAAGGCUUAGCGGGCCUCAAGGAGAUGAUGGGUCUCGUCAUGAAAGGUUUGGGAUUCAAAUGAGUUAUUUAGUUGAAUCCCCAUUAUAUGGUGUGGGCUUAGAAGAAGAGAAAGAUGAAUAUGUGGGCUUGGUAAAUGAGUUCUCAAGGAAGCAUGUACCAUCAGCAAUUGAAGAAGUAACAAAUCAAGGUCAUGGGC